UAACCCAAGUCUUAAUAAUAAAUUUCCGUUGAUCUUUUCAUUAUUCUUCUUUGAGUUUCCUUCAUCUCUUUCUUUGUUCUUCAAUGGGGCGUGUGACCGUUCUCAGAGACUUGAUAGGAAUCAUCAAAGACAAAGCUUCUCAAGGCAAAGCAGCUUUGGUUUCCAUUCCCAAAACCCUAUCUCUGCAUCUAGCCUUACUAAGAGCCACAACCCAUGACCCCUUCACGCCACCCGACCCAAAGCACUUGGCGGCUCUACUUUCCUUCGGUUUUAGCUCACGCGCCACCGCUUCCACCGCCAUCGAGGCCCUCAUGGACCGCCUCCAAACCACCCGUGAUGCCUCCGUUUCCAUUAAGUGUCUCAUCACAGUUCAUCACAUCAUUAAACGUGGCAGCUUUAUUCUUCAAGAUCAGCUUUCAGUUUACCCUUCCGCCGGUGGCAGAAACUACCUUAAACUAUCGAAUUUCAGAGAUAAUACGACACCAUUAACUUGGGAACUUUCUUCUUGGGUUAGAUGGUAUGCUUUAUACCUUGAAAAUCUGUUAUCAACUUCAAGAGUUUUGGGGUACUUUCUAUGUUCAACUGCAAGCGGCGUAGAUAAAGAUAAAGAAAAGAAAGUAACAUCACUUAUAAACAGUGAAUUGCUUAAAGAAAUCAACUCUUUGGUGAAUUUGCUCGAACAGAUUUCCAAAAGGCCGGAUUCUUCACAUGCUAAUGGCAACAUAUUGGUGGAUGAGGUCCUAGGAUUGGUGGGUGAGGACUAUUUGUCAUCAAUCAACGAGGUUUCAAUCCGAGUCAAAGAGUUUAGGGAGAGACUCAGUUGUUUGAGCUUUGUUGACUCGUUUGAGUUGGUGUGUGCUUUGAAGAGACUGGAGGAUUGUAAAGAGAGAUUGCUAUCGCUUUCCCAGAGGAAGAAAGUGUUGAUUGAGGCUAUUUGGGUUUUAAUAAGUGAAAUAAAGGAUCAAGUUGGGAACGGUAAAGUGUAUAGAGAAGAAGGAAGAUUGUUGACUAUGGGAAGCAGGAAGAUGGUCAGUGAGUCAGCUCGGUUUGGGGAGCGAGCUCUGAACCAUAGUCAUGACUCAGUCAAGUUCAGUUCAGGAAGGUUUCUAAGCUAUGAAUCGGUACUUGAAUCAUGUGCCUGAUGGGGAUUGUAAAUUCUACUGUAUAAAACCAAUUUGAGAUUGUAUGUAAUUUCGUGGUUUCAACUGUUUGUUAUUGUUCUUUGAUUUUUGCUCCUUCAGUUCACAUUCUAAGUCAUUUACUUGCAAAUUUGGAUAUCUCUUUUUUUAU
Molecule: messenger RNA, 1290 nt
Organism: Durio zibethinus
Lineage: Eukaryota; Viridiplantae; Streptophyta; Magnoliopsida; Malvales; Malvaceae
Product: putative clathrin assembly protein At4g40080
Biological process (GO): vesicle budding from membrane; clathrin coat assembly; clathrin-dependent endocytosis
Cellular component (GO): clathrin-coated vesicle; clathrin-coated pit
Molecular function (GO): SNARE binding; phosphatidylinositol-4,5-bisphosphate binding; clathrin heavy chain binding
Source: RefSeq, a predicted model, not a curated record